AUGUUACUUGAAAAGGCCCCUGCUCAUCCGUUUGAAACUUAUAGCCGAGUUCGUGAUUGUCAAAGUGAGUGUGGACACUUCAACUACUUUCUGUGUUCUUUGGCUUUCUUCUGCUCUCGGCGGCAUCUAUCCUUUGAGGGCUCAAAGAUGACAACCACAAAUCUACAACAACGACAACCCACGCUGUUCCACAAGUUUAGCGCUGAAGUUCGACCAUCUGAGAUGGUACGACGAGAUGAUCUUCGAUUAAUGACAUGUCCAUUUGAGAACAUAGCCGAGUCUGAGGAGGAGGAUAUCCAGCUCCCUGAACGAACUACACCCGAUGGCCGAUCACCAUUUGCUGUCGCUUUCGAAUCUCCCUUUGCUAAACGGCGCGGAACUUCCUCUCGUAACGUGAGCCCUACCUGCGCGAGAGAAUUUGCUAUUCCACGACUAUGUCGUGGAUUUUCGGAUCCAAGCUUUCAUUGCCGACAGGCAUCAACUAUGUUUGGAUCUCUCAGUCCUGAACAGCAUAAUGGAUCGCAUUUUUUGACUCUUCCGUCAAUCCCCGAGGCAGCCUCGUCUUAAUCUGAUGGCAAAUAGAUCCAUCAGUAGCCGAAUUUCGAGUUUUAUAGCCUAUUUCUCAUAUCAGCUGAGCUGUCAGCUAAAUUAUAUGUUGGUCUAUUUACUAUGUAUUUUUCCUAUAAGGAGAUCUUUUGUCUCUGUUAAUCAUCAAACACCUUUGACCACUGCUCUUUGCGGAAAUGAUAUCAUGAUUAUUUUACUUCUGUAAUCUCCAUCUAGUCUCUUUUUGUAGAACGGCAUCUAUUUAUUUGUAAAAAGUACGCGAUCCAAUUUGGAUUCAUGAUGUUUUUUCUACGUUUAGUUGAUUGUUACGAUGUUAUUUUGAAUGUGUUCUGCGGGUUUAUAGAGCCUUGAAUAAUUCUUGAACGGG
Molecule: messenger RNA, 934 nt
Organism: Cylicocyclus nassatus
Lineage: Eukaryota; Metazoa; Nematoda; Chromadorea; Rhabditida; Strongylidae
Source: the annotation of a GenBank genome assembly